Messenger RNA from Epinephelus lanceolatus (giant grouper), 1948 nucleotides. It is a transcript of the gene atp6v1c1a, whose product is annotated as ATPase H+ transporting V1 subunit C1a. Gene Ontology annotation, biological process: proton transmembrane transport. Gene Ontology annotation, cellular component: vacuolar proton-transporting V-type ATPase, V1 domain; lysosomal membrane. Lineage: Eukaryota; Metazoa; Chordata; Actinopteri; Perciformes; Serranidae. Gene Ontology annotation, molecular function: proton-transporting ATPase activity, rotational mechanism. The record is from RefSeq and is a predicted model, not a curated record.
CCGGUUCCUCUGGCAGAUCAGCUGACUCUGAUGCUGCUGUCAGGAGACCUCACCAACUGUACUGAAUGGCAACUAUGAAAAUCAUCAAGCCAUAGAAACACUAUUAACAACUACAUUUUUCACUUUAACGGCCACACUUGUUAUUCACAGUUAUUUCUAGCUGCACCAGUGCUGUAACCAUGACAGAGUUUUGGUUGAUCUCUGCUCCGGGAGAGAAGACCUGCCAGCAAACAUGGGACAAAAUGAUGGCAGCCACUACACGUACCAACAACCUUUCCACCAACCACAAGUUCAACAUCCCAGACCUCAAGGUGGGGACACUCGAUGUCUUGGUUGGGCUGUCGGAUGAACUGGCCAAGUUAGACUCCUUUGUUGAAAGUGUGGUGAAGAAGGUUGCUCAGUACAUGGCUGAUGUGCUGGAAGACAGUCGAGACAAAGUACAGGAAAACCUGCUGGCCAACGGAGUCGAUCUUGUCACCUACAUCACACGAUUUCAGUGGGACAUGGCAAAAUAUCCCAUCAAACAGUCACUUAAAAACAUCUCUGAAAUCAUCUCAAAGCAAGUUACCCAGAUUGACAAUGACUUGAAGACCAGAGCAUCAGCUUAUAACAACCUGAAGGGAAACCUGCAGAACUUGGAAAGGAAGAAUGCGGGGAGCUUGCUGACCAGGAGCCUGGCUGACAUAGUCAAGAAGGAAGACUUUGUACUUGACUCAGAGUACCUCAUCACUCUGCUAGUAGUCGUACCAAAGACGGCAUACACUGACUGGCAGAAAACAUAUGAAACACUGGCUGAGAUGGUGGUGCCUCGAUCUUCAAAUCUGCUAUUUGAGGACAAUGACAGCGGACUUUUCAGUGUCACUCUAUUUAUGAAAGCCAUUGACGACUUCAAGCACAAAGCCAGAGAGAACAAGUUUACAGUGAGAGACUUUCAGUACAAUGAGGAGGAGAUGAAGGCGGACAAAGAGGAGAUGACUCGGCUCUCCACAGAUAAGAAGAAGCAGUUUGGCCCACUUGUCCGAUGGCUGAAGGUGAACUUCAGUGAAGCCUUCAUCGCGUGGAUUCACAUUAAAGCACUAAGGGUCUUUGUGGAAUCUGUUUUAAGAUAUGGGCUGCCGGUGAACUUCCAGGCCAUGCUCCUGCAGCCAAGCAAGAAGAACAUGAAGAAGCUGAGGGAGGUGCUGAAUGACCUGUACAAACAUCUGGACAGCAGUGCAGCAGCUAUCAUUGAUUCUGCGAUGGACAUCCCGGGUCUAAACCUGAGCCAGCAGGAGUAUUAUCCUUACGUCUACUACAAGAUUGAUUGCAACCUGUUGGACUUUAAAGUUUAACACUUAUUGUCUUUAUCUUGAGUACUGAUUAAGUUGGACCUUUGCUGGUGCAAACCUCCUCCUCCUCCCCCCCACCUCCCCCGCUGUGUGUCUCCUCACCGUCCCAUCUCCCAAUCAGCUGCUUGAACGACAACGCUGCAUGUUCAUUCCUUGUGGUGAAAAGGCUCGUCAGCAAGCUUCUCCCACUUUUACAAGCAAGGAACAAAAAAAAAAGACUUUUAAUUAUUGUUUUUGUUUACAGUUUGUUUUUCUUCUCAAGCCACACAGAUAAUUAGCUUUUUUUGACGUGAAGUGGAUUAACAAAUCAUUUUGGAAAGUUGUAUAUUUACUGUCAUUCCAUUGCUGGUGUGUAUUGAUAGCUUGUGUAUCGAUGUUCAGAGAUUUGUGUUUACAUACUGGCGAUGCUAUCACCGUACCCAUGGCAAACAGAUCUUGUGUGUGUUUCUGAGACUGCAGGGUCACCCUUGCAGACACUGUGCAACAAAGAUGUGAUAUGAGUGUGUGUUGUUGUCUCAUGUUGUGUAUAUUUGCUGUCAAAUAAGAUCUGUAUCAGAGUAUUGUGUAAGCCAUUGAUUGAAUUAAUAUGAUUGAUGAAUAAAUCAUAUCAAACACGUGAA